GUCUUCAAACGCUUAAUGCCUUUGAAUAAAACUUAUGAAGACAAAGUCCGGAUUUUCUCUUGUUGUGAGUCAACUUCUCUCCACUUUGAUAAGAAAAUUCCACAACAUAUGCAUAAAAAAAGAUAAUCUGUCCAUUAUUUAUUCCUGCUAAAGUUUUUUUUAAUGUUUUCUACAAUCUGUUCCAGCUUAAGGCAAACAGGCAGCUAACCCAUCAAGGAUUAACACACAGAGAGUAAAAAACUAGCAUUCUUAAAUUUGCAAAAAUGCUUCAACUUAUACACAAUUCCAAUAUGAGAGGACAGCAUUGCAUCCCUGGCAAUCUAUUGUACAGUUUUGGCCAACAAGUUUGAGAAACGCAAAAAUGUGCCUUCUUGAGACCAGGCCAGUGUGGAAAUGUCACCACUUUACUGUGCGUGCAGAAACACUUCGCCUUCUGCUAUUCUGGAGAUGGAGGUGACCAUUGUUGACAAAAGAUUUUAGAGAUAAAGAUUUUAUUUGUUUAAUUUUGUGUCCUUUCUUGGCACAAUCAUGCCAUGUGGAAUAGCUGGAUGCCUACAUGAAUUGGGGCAGAUUUCCUCUGCAGAAAUGUCUCAAAAUGGAAUCCUAACUGCACGAUUAACUUUAUAAGGCCAAGGUAGGAUCCAGCAUCAAAGUAGGCAGGCCACAUUGAUGUAGUAGUGACCUAUGUUUGUAUGAACAUCAGCCACUUGGAUUAUCUGUGUGUCGGUGUGCAUGUGGGUGGUGAGCAUGUGUAGAAAUAAGUGCGUUUUGUAAGGGUUAGGGUUACGCGAGAGAAGAACGAUAGAAGGCCUGCAACACUCAGUACCCAAGAGCAGCAAAGACAGGUGGACUAGGCUCCAGACUGCCGCAGCAGUCCCAGCAAGACAAACACAGGCCAUCCAUACAUCCCACACAAAGGUAGACAUCUGAGAAGCAUUAGAACGGCUGCUCCCAGGCCAAAGAGGCAAAGAGUGAGGCGCGGGGCCACCAGCCACUGCUGCCACCAACCACGCAGGCCAAGCCAGCGAGCCAGGAACCCAGUUCCCCCAGCAGCUUGGGCCCCCAACAACCCCCGGGAAAAAGAUCGCCUAGAACCAGGUAGGGGAUACUCCGCCCCCCAGAUCCCCCAACCCUCUGGGCAGCCGUCAGCACACUGUGGCACCAAACACAUUGAAACACAGUCAAUGACCAUGGUUCUUGAAAACCAAGAAAAAACUAUGAUCAUAUUACACAAAACCAAACCCUAUAUCCUAAUUAGGGGACUUCUGGGGACAAUUCUUUGUUAGAUUAAAGGGGGCUGAGUACAAAUGCAAACCGCACUUUUUGGAUUUGUUCAUUUUUUUGGGCUAUCACAUACCAUCCCAAUAAAACACACUGAGCCUUGUGGUUCUAACAUUGCAAAAGGAGAAAAGGUUGAAGUGAUUUUAAUUCUUUUGGAAGGGACCGUAAGAUUAAGAACAUGCCAAAGCUGAAAAUGACACCCAAACUGACUACAAAUACAACAAUUUAGUAAGUCAGGCUCUGUGAGCCAAACUGAUCUCCAGGACUGUAAGAAACACAUUUUCUUCACUUGUCUAGUCUGAGAUUACCCUGAAACACAGUCAUUUACAUCAAAUGCUGGGUGUUAAUCUCAUCAAAAGGGAAGUAUAUGCUGGAAAAAAGUUUCUUUUUUACACAAUAAGGAUGCUCAUCUGUCAUUUAUCUCUAAUCACAUAUGGACUUAAUUAAAUUCAGGGCUUACCACAUCAAUAAGGGGAAGUCUUGUUUUCAGUUUUCUUGGAAAAUGUCAAUGUAUAUGAUUCACAAGAACAUCAUGACCUUUUGUUUUCUUCCCAGGAAGCUUGCAAAAGAUUUGUUCCUGCAAACCUUAUAUGGCUUAAAUAAGUGCACCAGUGAGUAUAAAUCUGGCUAAUUUAGGAAUCUCCACUGCUGAUGUUCUCUGCUUUCAUUAGAGCAUCUCCUCUCAAUGAUUGUCAUUUCAGUGAGAAUUUAUUGAAUCAUACAACUUCUCCUUUACUUGAUUGCCCUGCUUGCACAAGCUAAUUACUCUCAGAUUUGAUGUUCAGAACCUGGAGUGCAUCCCUGAAGAGGCGGUGUGGGAUCUGAAGCUUGGCUGGACAGCGGGGUCAGAUCAUCUGUGUGGGCAGACACACGGAGUCCAACCAAGUUUUUCACCCACUGAGUGGUGUCCCACUGGAGCAGCUGGCCACAUCUUGGAGAAAUUCCUUUAGAGAGCCCCCUCACUUUUAACAGGAUGACACUACUCAACUACCCAGUUCCAGAUUUGGACGCUACACUGCAAGAAGUGAGCCGUGUUCUGCAGCUCACACUAUGCCCAGAUAUUUACCUUGAGUUCAAAAGCACCCUGGAACAGCAGAGAAAUGCCCUUGAAGAAGCCCAGAGGAAAUUAGAGGCCAUUGCAGCGGGCCAAGAGAACUGGGUGACUGACCAGUUCAAGAGGGGUUUGCUUUCUUGUGCUGACCCCCUGCCUACUUCAACAGCUCUGCCGGUUGUUCUUCUCCCAUCAAAAGCAAAGGGAUGCUCUCAGCUGGGGAGGGCAGCUGCUCUGCUCUGGGCAGCAGCAAAGUUGUACAGUGAACCCCUCUUGUUGAAGGGCGAUGUUCCUAUGGAGCACACUCAGCAGUCUGAAGUGUUUGGUGCCAGCCGUAUUCCUGGCAAGAGCCAAGACGAAAUUAAGGUCUAUCCAGACAGCCUCCACGCAAUCAUCACCUGUGCUGGUGGAGCAUUCCCCAUUGACAUACUUUGUCGUCCCAGCACCGGUGGACCAGUUUCUGUGCGGUCCUUUAUGGACAUCUACAAGCAACUGGCCCAGGUGAUGGAUCUGCCCAAAGCUGGGAAACAGAACGAUCCCUCUGUCAUUUGCAGCCUCUCAACUUUGGAGCGGAAGACCUGGGGAGCUCUCAGAGAAGAGAUCCUCAAGCAAGGAGGCGAUCCGCAAAAAUCACUUGAGCUCAUGGAGAGUGCCAUCCUUACACUGUGUCUGGAAGACAGUGAAGCACCCUGUGAAAUGCCUGAUAUCCUCAAUGCAGUGAGACUGGGAGGAGGAGGAGACACUCCAUGUCUGCGAUAUUAUGACAAGGUGCUGAAUCUAGUUGUGUUUAAAGACAGCACAGCUGGGAUGGUGUUCGAGCACAGCGCUGUGGAUGGAAUGGUAGCUUCUCUUGUGACAGAACAUGUAUACCAUCUGUCCGAGACUGUUGACUUAAACCUUGUCAAUAAUGACUUAGGAGCAAUGAAGUCUGACACAAUAAACACUGUUCAUUCUGCAAGUCCAAAAGUCCUAACGUUCCCCUUUCAAGGGAUAAGUAGCCUCCAACAGCAACCUGUAUUGACAGUAGACAAUGUAGUUCUUACUUUUGAUCUCCCCUCCUAUCCUGAUGUAUUUUCAACGCUCAGAGAGCAGAGGGGCCUGUAUGAUGCUUGGAUCAACUUCUCCUUGCAGCUCUCCCUUUGGCAAACUCUUGGAGAGUCUGCUGCUAAACACAUGCUUGUCACCCCUACACAUAUGCGGCACUACAAACAUGGCCGUUGUGAUCCCACGUACUCACUCACAAUGCAUUCCCGCAAGUUAGUUAAUACCUUGGCAUCUCGCAUUUGUCCUGAUAACACCAUGCAGUACACUAAUGACUUACUGCAGCUGUUCCAUGUUUCUUUUUUGGAGCACAAAAGGCUCAUCAAAAACACCAAAACCGGUCAAGGUGUUGGUCCUCACCUGGCCGCUCUACGGCAGUCUUUACCAUCUGACAAUCCAUUAAGGAAAUUCCUGAAUCCCUUUGGAUGUCCAUCUGUAUAUCUCACAGGUUCUGAUACGAUGGAAGGUGUAGAGUGUGGGGUAGGAAAUGUUUAUGCCCAAGACCAACUUGCUGUAACCUACCUUGGGAAGAAAGACAAGGUGCAACUGGUGCUCAAUGGAAAGGGGACAUUUGCUGUUGUUCUGAAGAAGCUUCAAGAAAACCUUGAGAUGAAUUUGAAGUUGUUGAUGCUUUUAGCUGUUAGGUAUGCCAUCGCAAGCCAAAUGGGAGCACUUGACUCUCUGUUAAAACAGCAUCAAACGGAGCAGAUGCUUCAUUGCCAAGAUAAUCUUGACAAGGACAAAGGCACUGUUAACGCUGCAUCUGGCAUGUGCUCUGAUUACAUUCUUGUGAUUCAUGGAGGUGCUGGAGAGGAUAUGAUGCUGAACAGUAAAGUGACAGAGAUGAUUGAGUUUGCACUGCAAACAGCCUUAACCAUUGGUGCCCAGAUUCUUGAACAAGGCGGCAGUAGUCUGGAUGCUGUUCAGAGAUCUGUGGAAGCCUUGGAAGACUGCUUUCUAUUUAAUGCAGGUAGAGGUUCAGUGUUUAACAAAGAUGGCAAAAAUGAAAUGGAAGCAACCAUUAUAGAUGGAAAUGGAAUGAGAUCAGGAUCUGUUGCUUGUGUGAAAAGUGUAAAGAAUCCCAUCAAAGCAGCCAGAUGCGUGAUGGAGAGGAGCUCACAUUCACUUAUUGUUGGAGAGGGAGCUGAAGAGUUUCUGCAGGGGUUGAAUGACAAAGAACAGCCAGUUGGGCCACAGUAUUUUUACACUGAUAUACGUCACAAAGAGUUAAUUGCAAAACUCAGUGGUGGAAAUACCUCAAAAAACAACCACCCUCAGACAGUUGGAGCUGUGGCCUUGGAUCGUCGGAACACAUUGGCAGCUGCAACCUCCACAGGUGGGUUGGUGGGAAAAUUGAAAGGACGAGUAGGGGAUACUGCAGUAGCAGGUGCAGGAAUAUAUGCAGAUGACAAGGUAGCAAUUACCUGCUCUGGAGAUGGAGAUGUGUUUUUAAGGAGCAGUGUGGCAGAAAAAAUAGCCAGUCUUUACCACAACAAAGGCUAUAGCCUCAGACAGGCCUGCAAGGAAGUGAUGGCCAAAAAUUUGAAAAAUGUGUGCGCUGGCAUCAUAGCCGUGGAUAAAAAGGGUGAUGCUGUCAUUGAAACAAAUGCUGGUGUGAUGUUUGUGGCCUCAAUGACAUGUGGUAUAUCAAGGGUAGAGGUUCUCAAACCUAUGAAGAGUUUUACCAAUGUGAUCUGGGAAACAGAGGACCUGGUCGCCUACCUGAACCCUAACCCCUGGACCCCUGGGUCAACAAUUCUGACUAGAAAGACUCUGAGUGGGGCUAACAGCAUCUUUCAGUUGCCAACACCUGAUUUUGUUGCUAUGCUACAAGGUGCAAAAACAGUAUCAAACCUGUUAUGUGAGCGACUGGGAGUACAACGCUGUGCUUUGAUUUUUAAUCCAAUCCCUGAUAAACCAGCACAAAUCAGACUACUCCCACUCUGUGGAUUAGAACCAAAGUGGCAGCCCCAUCUGGCAGAAGAAAAGGAGUUCCACAGUUAUGACACAGGCUUCUGUAACUCAAAAAGUGGCCCACGCUGGGAUGACAAGGCACUGACCCAAAUUCAAGCCAAGAUAAGAAAUGCACUGCCUACACCAAAUGCCCCAUCUUGCUUUGACUACUUUGGUGACCCUUCCAAUGAUAACCUGUUUAGCCAGAUUGUACAAGGAGAGCAGCAACAGUGGAGAGUGUGGGAAGACAGUCAGCAUGUUGCCUUCCUGACACCAUACCCAAAUAGACCUGGUCUAACUGUUGUGGUGCCCCGCAGGCCCCUGUCCAGUGACAUCUUCAGGCUCAAUGAUCCUGACUACAAAGCUCUGAUCUUAGCCACAUAUAAAGUUGCCCAACUGCUACAGGAAGGAAUCAAGGCUCCAAGUGUUGCACUGAUCUUUGAGGGGUUUGAGAUCGACCAUGCCCAUGCCAAACUGUUCCCUCUGUUACCUUCACCAGAUGGGGCAAAAGCUGUCAAGCUACAACCAGAAUUCUUUCCAACCUACCCUGGAUUUGUGUCAUCCUUGGAUGGCCCACCUGCCGAUGCUGAAUCGCUCAAAAACAUCCACUUAAAAAUCACCCAGUGCAGGCCUCCUUGUUCAUGGAAAGAUCCUCAGGUUCACUCCACACUGGCCAUGAAAAGCCAGUGGUAUCGCAACCUGUUCCAAAUUCAAAACACUUUAUUCCACAGCACAGUGGAGUAUUUCCACAGUUCUUGCCAGUACUCCUAUGCUCUGACCCCUCUCACCACAGACACCAUAUCUUCACCAAUGGGUCUGGGGUCUGACUCAGAGCCAGUGUCUGUAAGUCUGCUUGGGCAAGAUGUCUACCUGGCUGACUCAAUGCAAUUUGUCCUUGAAUACUUCCUUCGCUUUCAGGAGAACCUCCCCGGAACCUACUACAUAUCUCCUAGCUUUAGAGGGGAAGAUCCAGAUGCCACACACUUGAAUCAGUUCUACCAUGUCGAGUGUGAACUCUUGGGGGACAUGGACGAUGCCAUUUCCAUUGCAGAGGGAUACUUGGUUCAUCUCACCAAGUCUAUGUUGAAAAAUCACUCUGACAUAAUCCAGAACUCUGCUGGAUCCCUAACUCACGUGACAGAAAUCCUGAGCAAAAUGGAAGGAAAAACUUCUCUGCCAAGAAUCCCCCUAGAUCAAGCCAUUUCCAUGAUGCCCUCUGCUGACUGCUUAGAGUGGGUGCAAGACGGCCAACCCCACUUUGGUAGGAAGCUAACCCGCAAAGGGGAGUGCGUUUUAAUAGAGAAAUUUGGUGGUGCUCUUUGGCUAACUGAGAUGGACCACCUGGCAGUUCCCUUCUACCAGGCGUACGUGCAGGGCACAGGUCGGUGCAAAGCCAAAGCAGCUGACCUCUUGCUGGGGCUGGGUGAGACCGUUGGUCUUGGUGAACGCCACUCUACCCCUGAGAUGGUCCAAGAAGCCCUGAGGCACCAUGCAGUACCAGAAGAUUCCUACAAGUGGUACAUUAGCAUGCGCACAGUGAAGCCACUCCUCACUAGUGGAUGGGGCAUGGGGACGGAGCGUUACUUGUGUUGGCUGCUUCAGCAUGAUGACGUUAGAGAUCUGCAUAUCAUACCAAGAAUGAAAGGAAUAAAGUACAUGCCCUGAUCAUAAGACCACAGCAGACAAUUAGGCCAAUAAAUGUAAUAUAUUUGUGGUAACUGGGUCAUACUAGAUUAUACAGUGUGGAUUCUGAGCUCACAAAUACAUCAGGGACACGUAAUUUAUAACUUGGAUCCAAAUUUCUAUUUUUCCUUCUGUUUCUCAGCUUCUAACAAUGUCCUGUAGCCUUUUGUCCUGAAUAUUGAAGCCCUAAAAUUUAGUUAGAACUGAAUAUUACACUGGAUACCACUUUUAUAAAGUACAUAUAUUAAAACUAUACUAUAUUAGGUGGUCAUUUUCUUUGUUAAAGUGUCAGUUAAAUAUAACACAAGUUUAUUUUAUAACCUGCUUUUUAUUGCUUUGUGUUAGGACAAAUCACACAAAACAAAAUUAUGUUUUUCAAAUCAAAGACAAACAACACAUUUUAGUUUUAUUUACGACUGUUUUUAAAAAUCAUUGGAAUCAUUCAUGUAAGCAGGAUUUCAUAUUCCUGUUUUUGUCCUAUGCUACUUGUUGAUUUUCAAACAAAUUAUUGCUUUUAAAGUCAACUGAAUAAUUAAUCAUUGUAGCAAAUAAAUAUUUACCAAAGAUCUAAAUGGCCUUAGAGAUAUUUUUUGACAUUUUCCAUAAAAAAUAGAUGAAAUGAUUGUAUUUCAUCUAGUUUUUCUCUGUAUUCCGUUUUGAAAUGUCUCUUAUACUAGCUUUUACCAGUGUAAAGUAAAGUUGUUUAUUGCUGGAAUAUUUCUCUGCCUUUGCUACAGUUUUCUGAACAACGAUUUGCAAAGCCAGUUUGAAUUACCCAUGUUAACAGCUAACACAAUUUUUAAAGUCGUUUAACAUUAAUUUAAAAAAGGUUUUGGGUGAACCAAAAUUGUGAGCAUUUUGAUGUUUUAUGCUAAUGCUAUUGUAAUGUUACCAGUGAUUGAGUAAUUCUGUAGUUAAUUAAAUAUACGCAUACAGUUUAUAUACAAACACACAUCUAACGAUGAAUUUUACAAUUUUCCUCACAGUAAAAAAACUGGUUGUGGUGGAUAAUCUUUUUUUCUCAGUGAUUAAGAGCAGUUCAUCUGAUCACUAAAAUUGAAACACUACCGCUUACUGCAGUUAACCCUUCUAUAGUAAUCAGUCUUAAGUUUUUAUACUUUUUUAAUUAGGCAGUUUUUGUCCACGUCAGCUGUGAGAUCUGUAUAACUGCUUUGCAGGCUGUUUAAAGCUUUUGAAAGUCAAGUCAUAAUGACUGGGACAAAAUGAUGUAAUUGCUCAUACACCACAGUAAUUUGACAACAUAGAAUUUAAAACAUUGGUUUAUUAAACCGUAUAUGUAUGGAUUUUCACGAUACAGACCAACAAAGUAGUUUUUUAAAAAGUUAAAAAUUAAAUAAAAUGUGAUGUGAGUUUGUAUUUAGCCCAUUUUCAUAUUAUACCCUGAAAUAAAAUCCAGUGCAACAAAUUGA
This is a messenger RNA of Girardinichthys multiradiatus, 8439 nucleotides long. RefSeq lists its product as uncharacterized. The coding region runs from base 2255 to 6991 and encodes 1578 amino acids. The record is from RefSeq and is a predicted model, not a curated record. The transcript has 6 exons. Gene Ontology annotation, molecular function: ATP binding; hydrolase activity; aminoacyl-tRNA ligase activity. Gene Ontology annotation, biological process: tRNA aminoacylation for protein translation. Lineage: Eukaryota; Metazoa; Chordata; Actinopteri; Cyprinodontiformes; Goodeidae.